Molecule: messenger RNA, 987 nt
Organism: Penicillium waksmanii
Lineage: Eukaryota; Fungi; Ascomycota; Eurotiomycetes; Eurotiales; Aspergillaceae
Product: alpha-L-arabinofuranosidase axhA
Exons: 1
Coding region: 1-987 (328 amino acids)
Biological process (GO): L-arabinose metabolic process
Molecular function (GO): alpha-L-arabinofuranosidase activity
Source: RefSeq, a predicted model, not a curated record
AUGCGAUUUUCCGGAGGGGCAAACCUAUGGUCCUACAUCCUGGCGCUGAUGUGUACAUCAAUCUAUACUGUCGCGGCAGACUGUGAUUUGCCCUCGGCCUACAGUUGGACAUCGACAGAUGCCCUGGCACAGCCUAAGUCGGGAUGGGCCUCGCUCAAGGACUUCACCAAUGUAGUCCUGAACGAUCAGCAUCUAGUAUAUGCCUCAUUUGCCGACGAGUCCGGCAACUAUGGCUCUAUGAACUUCGGUCUCUUCUCCGACUGGACAGAUAUGAAAUCAGCAAGCCAGAACGACAUGAGCUUCUCGGCUGUGGCACCCACGCUGUUCUACUUCGAGCCGAAGAGUAUUUGGGUUCUCGCAUACCAGUGGGGCGCGACCGCGUUCUCUUAUAGAACUUCAACAGAUCCUUCCAGCGGAACUGGAUGGUCAUCUGAGGCAGAGCUGUUCUCUGGUACAAUCUCGGACUCUGAUACUGGACCAAUCGACCAAACUCUUAUUGGUGAUUCUGAGAAUAUGUAUCUGUUCUUUGCCGGGGACAAUGGCAAGAUCUAUAGGUCCAGUAUGGCUAUCGAUAACUUCCCAGGCUCUUUUGGUACAUCAUCGGAGAUUAUUCUGAGCGGAACCACCAAUGAGUUAUUCGAAGCUGUACAAGUCUAUACUGUGAGCGGACAGAACAAAUACCUUAUGCUUGUCGAGGCUAUUGGGUCCAAUGGACGAUAUUUCCGUUCCUUCACAGCCGACAGCCUAGGCGGGUCAUGGACAGUGCAAGCAGGAACCGAAAGCCAGCCCUUUGCUGGAAAAGCCAAUAGUGGAGCUACUUGGACAAAUGAUAUUAGCCAUGGAGAUCUGGUUCGCAAUAACCCCGACCAAACGAUGACCAUUGACCCCUGCAAUCUGGAAUUACUUUACCAAGGACGGGACCCGAAUGGUGGCGCGGAUUACAAUACUUUGCCAUACCGACCUGGUGUUCUGACUCUGAAUCAAUAA